AUGGUGGCCAGUAGUCAACAAAAGACUAAGUUCCAUGCAAAAAAGGCAAGACUUGAUCACUCUUCUUCUGACCCGUCAUUGGUGGCUGCGGCAACAACACAGCCAAGUCAGCCUUUAUCUGCGACAGGGCCAAUAUUGGUGCCACCCAAGAAGCGCACAGCACCGUCCAUGGAUCCACCAAGCAGCAUGCCAACACAUACAGAUCCAGCUGCCAGUGGUAGCUCUUCAAGACAAGCACCAAUUGUUCCCAGGCCAUCUGGAAGUGCGCAGCCAAGAGCAGCUACUGCUACACUGGAGCAGCUGUUGCAAUUACAGCCUGGGUCUAGCUCCACAGCACCUACUACAUCUGGGCACUCAGUAGUCACAGGAGGUGGAAGCUCACAGAGGAAGGUGUUCCGUCUGAAAGCAUCAAAACUCUCAGCUAGUAAUCACUCUGUUGACGCAAAAAAGUAA
Molecule: messenger RNA, 453 nt
Organism: Rhizoctonia solani
Lineage: Eukaryota; Fungi; Basidiomycota; Agaricomycetes; Cantharellales; Ceratobasidiaceae
Exons: 2
Coding region: 1-453 (150 amino acids)
Source: RefSeq, a predicted model, not a curated record